UUCGCAAAAACGAUAAGGUGGUGAAAUACGACGACAUGAGCUGCAGCAGCACAUCAAGGUCAGUGCGGUGGCACUGAAGUGGAGUACUGCCUACAUUGAAAGUGUGUUUCGAAGAAAUUAAUCAAAAAACUUUUUAUGCCGAGCAUACUAUUUAUCCUGGCACUAAGCACAGUAAACGUGGUGUGCCACGCGAUUAGUUCAUUCAGGGAAAUUUCUUUCCUGACGUAAACCUUCAUCAUUGUUAUCAACGGCAGACUCAAAUUGAAAAACUCAGCCGAAUAGUUGGCAUAGAUGCGGCGAAUUACGUAAAAACAAGAAACUACUUGCAACGUGGACACUUGGUGCCCAAAGCCGAUCAAAUAUUCUGGGGACAAUAAAAAUCCACAUUUCAUUACAUAAAUGUGGCGCCGCAAUGGAAGUCAUUUAACACAGGGAAUUGAUUUCGCAUUGGAGGAUGCUGUUCGUGAGUUUGCGAAUAAUAAUGAGACGAUUCUGCUUUGUUGGACCUGUACCAGGGGUAUAUGCACUUUGCCAGACGUUAAUGGUGUAAAACGAAAGUUAUAUCUACAUAUUGAUAAGAACAACAAUAAUUCGAUACCAGUGCCAAAAAUCUUCUUUCGUAUUCUUAUCGAUUCAAAGUCGCGUAAAGGAAUCGUAAUUGUUGGCGUUAUUAAUCCUUACCUAACAAUUAAAGAUGUGAGAACCGGUGCGUAUGUGGUCGCAAAAGAUAUAUCGGACCAUAUUACUUGGAUUAACUGGGAUAGAGAUAAUAUACAGAAGGGUUACUGUUAUGCCUGUUCAGUGCCCGAUUUCUUGGCGGUUGCAAGAGAUUUGCCAGCGGAAAAAUUACACACUUCCGGAAUUUUGGGCUUAUAGAACUAAGAUGAACAAGUUUCUUUUUAAGCUUUUUAAUAUUUUUGUAAACAAAUAUUUAUUAACAAAGAUUUAUUUUAUGAAUGAAUAUGAAGGAAUAUAGUGAAUCAAUCUUAAGGAUUUUUCUUUUAUUCGUUUUAGAAGUAUUUAUGUAUGUAAAAAGUGACGCCAAACUCAAUGAACAUGGAUAGCAUGAUAUGAAACUCUUCUCAUUUGCUUGUUGAGAGAGUCCAUGAUCAGCUCUGAAUACCUAAUUUAGCUAUGUCGAGCCUGUGAAACCAGCUCCUAUCAACAAAUAAGGCAACGGUGAGAACGUCUUGGAAUACGCGAAGCAUUGUUCUGUAUACAAGUUCUGCUAUAAACUGGAAAGAUGUCCAAAAAUAUAAUAUAGAUGUUUAUGCUUUAUCGACAAUAAGAAAGCUUUCGGCAAUCAUUAGGCGUGAUAAAAGAUUCUUUAUAUUUUUAAGACUUAAAAAUAAAUUUAUUUAAAAAUUUCAUGAACACAAGACACAGUGAAGCUUUGAUAAGAAUGAACAGCGAUGUCGAGUUGCGAAAGACCAUAAAGAGAGGGAAAGUAGCUCAU
Messenger RNA from Zeugodacus cucurbitae (melon fly), 1456 nucleotides. RefSeq lists its product as uncharacterized. The record is from RefSeq and is a predicted model, not a curated record. Lineage: Eukaryota; Metazoa; Arthropoda; Insecta; Diptera; Tephritidae. Gene Ontology annotation, biological process: apoptotic DNA fragmentation. The transcript has a single exon. Gene Ontology annotation, cellular component: nucleus; mitochondrial inner membrane. The coding region runs from base 400 to 876 and encodes 158 amino acids. Gene Ontology annotation, molecular function: nucleic acid binding; single-stranded DNA endonuclease activity; RNA endonuclease activity.